CCAGGAGGCGGGGGAGAGCCGCCGGGGCCAGGGCCGCCAGGCGGGCAGGCCGGGCCGGCUGGCAGCGGGACGAGGCGAGGUGCGGCGGGCGAGGCCCGGCAGCGGGCGGCCCCGCUCCGCCCCGCGCCGCUCCCCGCCCGGCGGCCCCGCAGCAGCCGCUGUCGCCUGGGUCCGGCCCGCCUCCCCCCAGCACCCCGCGAGGAACAGCUCCUUUGCAGUUUGCAGCACCGCAUUAAAAAGGCAGAGAGAGGGAGAGAGAGACAGAAAGGAAGAGAGGAGGGAAGGAAGCAGCCCGGAUCACUGGGUUAUGGAAAACAGUAAAGAAGCUUCCAGGACAAACUGAAUCUUUUGCAAAAAACAGGUCUUUCAGGGUUAGCCUUUUUUUUUUUUUUUCCUUUUUUUUUCUUUUUUCUUUCUUUUAGUCGAGUGCACAGGAGAAGUGCCCUCACCUCAGCAUACACCCAACCUGUCGGCCUGAGGGGCACCUGAACCAGACAAAGCAGAAUGUACCAGGGACACAUGCAGGGGAAAGGCUCUAGGGCGGCAGAUAAGGCUGUUGCCAUGGUGAUGAAGGAGAUUCCGAGGGAGGAGUCUGCAGAAGAAAAGCCCCUCCUUACUAUGACAUCACAGCUGGUGAAUGAGCAACAAGAAAGCAGACCCCUUCUGAGCCCCUCCAUUGAUGACUUUCUCUGUGAAACCAAACCAGAAGCUGUUGCGAGGCCUGUAACAUCAAAUACUGCAGUAUUAUCACCAGGUCUGGAUCUCUUGGAUCUUAGUGAACCUGUCUUACAAACCCAAAACAAAGCAAAGAAAUCAGAGAAUCCAUCAAGAAGUGAAGGCUUAAAAGCUUCAACCCACAGAAAGAAGACAGACAAUUCUGACCUUAUCAGUGUGGAUACUGAGCAGAAAGUCCAGACUGUCAGAGUUUCAGACAAGUCUUCACUAGAUUUAGUUGAUAUUCAGACACAGAUAGAGAAAUGGGAUGAUUGCAAUUUUCACGGAGACAGGAGUAGCAAAGUCCACCCUUCUACAGAGAGAGCAUCAUCAUCAUCUAGAGCUCCAUCAAAAGAGCUUUUAUGGUCCACAGAAAACAGAUCACAGUCUGAGCUGACUAACGUCAAGAGUGCCUUGGACUCUGAUUCAACGUCAGAAUUAGAACUUGCACCUGCAACACAGGCACGAUCAACUAAGGAGCAGCGUUGGGGAGGGCCUCUUCUCUCCAGAAAUCACUCCUUGGAGGAGGAAUUUGAAAGAGCAAAGGCAGCUGUUGAGUCAGACACAGAGUUUUGGGAUAAAAUGCAAGCAGAAUGGGAAGAAAUGGCUCGCAGAAACUGGAUUUCAGAGAACCAGGAAGCACCAGGGCAAGUCACCAUCUCAACCAUUGAGAAGGGUUAUUAUUUCCAUACUGAGAAUCCCUUCAAAGACUGGCCUGGUGCUUUUGAGGAAGGGCUGAAGAAAAUGAAAGAAGGGGACCUGCCAGUUACAAUCUUAUACCUGGAGGCUGCUAUUCUACAAGAACCCAAUGAUGCAGAGGCCUGGCAGUUCCUGGGCAUUACACAGGCAGAGAAUGAAAAUGAGCAAGCAGCCAUUGUUGCCCUCCAAAGGUGCUUGGAACUACAGCCAAACAACCUAAAAGCCCUGAUGGCCCUGGCUGUAAGUUAUACUAACACUGGCCAUCAACAAGAAGCCUAUCAAGCUCUAAGAAACUGGAUAAAGCAAAAUCCAAAAUACAAGUAUAUAGUGAAAAGCAAAAAGGGCUCCCCAGCACUUACCAGGAGAAUGUCUAAGACAUCAGAUGAAAGCUCAUUACUUGAAGAAGUAAAGGAUUUGUACCUGGAGGCUGCUCACCAGAAUGGUGAUAUGAUAGACCCUGACUUGCAGACGGGACUUGGAGUUCUUUUCCACCUGAAUGGAGAAUUUAACAGAGCAAUAGAUGCGUUUAGUGCUGCUUUAACUGUUCGGCCAGAGGACUAUACGUUAUGGAACCGUCUUGGAGCGACCUUGGCAAAUGGGGAUCGAAGCGAAGAAGCUGUCGAGGCCUACACACGUGCUUUAGAAAUACAACCUGGCUUCAUUAGGUCCAGAUACAAUUUAGGGAUAAGCUGCAUAAACCUAGGGGCAUACAGAGAGGCUGUCAGCAAUUUUCUCACUGCUCUCAGUUUGCAAAGAAAGAGCAGGAAUCAACAACAGGUUCCCCAUCCUGCUCUAUCAGGCAAUAUUUGGGCAGCACUUCGAAUUGCUCUGUCUAUGAUGGACCAGCCAGAACUAUUUCAAGCUGCCAAUGUGGGUGAUUUAGACAUUCUAUUAAGAGCUUUUAAUCUAGAGCCGUAAUAAAAAGUAUCCACAAAUUGAUUAAAUUGCAUUAGGAAACAGAGAACUCUUUUACUACUCGUCUCAAAAUGACCAUAUUUUCCAAAAGAUCAUGGCUGUAGUUCAGUAGGGGAAUCCUCUCGGACGUUAUUCGAAAAGGAAAAGUUCAAAAGCACAAAAUAUUGUAAAUAAAUUCAAAUUCAAAGGAUUGAAAUGAGCUGCAGCUAAUCGGACAAAGCCCUGAUGAAACAGCCAUUUCUGAAGAAUCUUCAUCCCUUGCAAGCUAUAUCUCUCUAUAUAUACACAGCUAUACAAAGAAAAAUAUAUUAAGAACAAACCUAGAUAAUCGUUAUUGCACAUUAGAAUGGCAAGCAAUGCAUCCAGGGAACCUGCUUAUUAGCUCAUCGCACUAUGCUGACAUCACUUUGCCCUGCAACGUGGAUUCUCUAUCAUUUGGUUUCUUUGUUAAAAAGUCUUUUUACAGUCUAUUUUUAACAUAUCUCUGAAAAUAGAUGCAUGUAAAAUGGAUGUAUUUUGCUUUGAAUAUAUUUAUUAGUUGGCAGUCAAGAAAAUUUUUGCUUCCAAAGGUACAUUGAUUAAUUUGGGCCCAAGUCUGCAGGCUCAUGGAGUUGUAAACCAUGUGCAAUGUUAAGAGAACAUUGUACAUGGAGGUCUAUGAGCUUAGGCCAUGUACAUAUGGGACGGCCAAGUGUUGCCAGCAGAAGUGGUAAUUUGCACUAGAAUCGUUGCUGUUUAAACCAGCUAUCCCUGAUCUUGGACAGAGUAUGACUGCUUCAAAGGAGCUCAUAGCAGGAUCUGCACCUAUCUAUGUACUUAUGCACUUUAAUCUUUCUUUUUGUAAAAUAGUGCUAUGCUUUUAUUUUAGUUACUAACAACAGAAUGUACAGGAUAGCCUUGUUGGCAUAAAGGACCAAAUAUCGUUUCCUGAAAUGUGAUGAGAGGGUUUUCAAUAUUCUUAUGUUUAAAAAAUGAAAAUACAGUAUAAACUGCAGUAUCUAUUAGAAAGAUUAUUCUAUUAUGCAUCCAUCAGCUACUACACAUAUACAUGCACGUGCAUGCACAUACAUGUCGUAUGUGAAUUAUGUCAUUUCAGAACGUAAGCCACAGAUCUUUAUUGCAAAUAAAGAAGAGUCUUCGUAGGAGUUAAUGCCUGCAGACCAUGCUGAAGGGAAAAUUUUCCCUGAAAAAAUUGAUCAAUAUAAUGCUUGUAGGACUGAGACUCAGAUUUGAUCCUACUGUUACAACAAGCAGUAGCAAGUCUCAGUGACCUCCAUGACAGCAGACUAAAUCCAGCUGCUUAAAAACGUAUAUAUGUACACACCAUCUUAUUUUUCCCUGACUAGAUGAGUGAGGAACAGUACUGGGGGCAGUACACCGCCACAUGAUGAAUGGAUUGAUUUGGCUACAGUCAAGCACAGCUAACCGUGGCAGUCAAAGACAGGAAUAGAAAUUUUUAAGGAGGUAAUUUUCAGUUGCUGAUAUUUAAAAUAUUUUUCCUAAAUAGUGAAAGAUAAAAAGUAUAAUUAGAUGGCUACCAUGUUGAUCUGUGGUCAGGAAUUCGAUGCGCAGGGUAGCUAUCGGAAUGUGUUAAAGUGGGACAAAUAGCACAUUUCCUAUAAACAACGUUAAAAAAAAAAUCCAGCUCAAUCAGCUGGAUAAAAAAAAAAUCCAACUGCACAGAUCACAGAGAGAGAAGCUGUGUGGGAAUUGGACGGUUUCACCAGUACAAACCUAAAGUUUCUUGCAGCUGUCUGUUAUUUUGAGCAACCAUUUAAAGGAAAAUUCCAUGUAAGACAGUGUAAUCACUGCAUCUAAUCACCAACUAUAGUUUGUUAAAUAAAAAUAAUCUGUUCAACCAAUAAUCAGAAUCAACCUGGAAGUGUUCAAGGCCAGGUUGGAUGGGGCUUUGGGCAACCUGGUCUAGUGGAGGGUGUCCCUGCCCAUGGCAGGGGGUUGGAACUAGAUGAUCUUUAAGGUCCCUUCCAACCCAAACCAUUCUGUGAUUCUAUGAAUUCUCAUUACAAAAUAAAAGACUUACCCCUCACUCUCUCCCACAGAAUAGAGAUGUUGAAACAGCUACAGGAUUUUUUUUUAUUAAUUCAUUGUUUAUAUAUAUAAUCCUAUUUAUCUACAAGCAUUUCAUAACUGAUUCCUGCAACUUUCUCUAAGGAUUGGUUACCAUUGGAAUGUCAUUUUAGCUAAGUGGGCUGCUGUAUGCAUAUCUGCUGACAACAGUUUGCUCUUUUGCUUUGACAGCGAUGUGUGAUGACAGCUCUUUAUUGAUAAGGCAGAGCAGAAGGUGCAGUGCAAUUGAAUCUGGAAAGUGAUAAGAGAGAAGGGAGGCAGCUUUGAGAAGAUGCUGUAAAGCAAAGGCAUAUGUGCUUAGAUUUUGCUUGAUGCCCUACCAUCACACAAGUUCUUCUAGAAUAUCCUCUGUGCCGUCAUGUAUGAUAAUCAGUGCUUAUCCAGAGGAAUUGGCUGUUCAGGACCUUUAUUUUUAUACCUAUCAAAUAAAAAAAACCCCAACCAAACACAACUUAACUAUUUGACUUCUCAGAGUCAGAAUGACAAGGGGCAUUUGAUAUGGACAGCAGUCAGUUCACUAAACCUCUUCUACUCGAGCAUGUGGACAAGUAACAGCAAUUCUGUUAGGAAAACCUAAUACAACCCCUAGCCUCCCCAAAAAGAGCAAAGUAGGUAGCUUUUGAUUUAUCCUGGGAUGCACUGCUCAAAACUCUAUUCAUCUGCUGACAGACACCCACACCCAUGUGAUCACCCAUGUCAUUGGUCUGAGGAAAGUUGUCUGUGUAAAGCUAGAGACAAAUCGCUGGGGCUGAACUCUGCUUCCCAAUGGGACACUCAGGCCCCUAGUUCAUCACAAGCACUGCAGUUCUGCUGUACAGGACACAGGCUACAAAACCUGUCCACAGAGAUUAUGCACGCUCUCGGAGAUUAUCCUAACUGUUCUGUCCUGGUUUAGACAGCCUAUGGCUAUGGCCAGUUAACCACGCACCGCUGACCGAGACACUGCGUGAGGGAAAGACUAAAGCAGACACACUUAGAGGGGAGGGUGGCACAUCUCCUCAUACCAGACACCAGCUGUGGCCUGGUCUGUGUGAGAGAGAAGCCGGUGACUGAGCUCACCUCACUUGUAACAGGUCAGGCUCAGCAGCUCUUAGUACUUCUGGGGACUUCUUCAAUAUCCUGGGCUUUAUCAUCCUCCUUUAGCCCCCACUGCCAAGCACUGACACUGCAGAAGACAGGAUUAGAUAGAGCUUUGAUCUGAUCUCAUUGUGUUUCUUAAAUGUUCAGUGGCAAGCAUGUAUAUUUGCCUGAAACAGCAAGAAGAAACAUGUGAGGAGGCUACAGCAUAUUAACACCCUGAAGAGGAAAGUCAUCUACUCGUACUUCUAACAAAGCAUGAGGUAGGAUAAAUAAGGUGGCUGCUGAACAGUAGCAGAUUGAGCCCAAGAGUGAGAGACAGGAAAUCUGGGUCCUGUUCUCAGUGCUCCCUGUGAGCUCGACCAAGUCAAAACCUCCUGCCAUCCCUGACUGGCCCAGGUGUGCGAGGAAGGAAGAUGGGCAAAGAACAGCCAUUGCACAUGAUGGCACUAUAUGAGAGCAGGGGAGCGCUGCUGUCUCAGAGACCACAUGGGUGAGGUCAGCACUUGUGUAAAUUGAAAGGUAACACACAAACACAAGGUUGUUCAGGUCUAAGCAGGGAAGCAGUUUUACAUAGACACUAGCAAUAUCAGCACAGAGGGGACUCGGAGACAUUUCAUGAUUACAGCUGCACGGCAUCUAUGGGGUGAUGCCAAAUUAGAGUGCUGCAAUGGUUUGUCAUCAUCUCCCACCCCUGUUUCCCCUUCUUGUUACUCCCCUCUUUCUCCAGAGAUGAUUUAUCACUGCCAGGUAAUUGAUUCCAAGUUUUUGAGUCUCUCUUCUAUUUUAUAUCUCAUGCAAUUAAAAAGUGCUUUUUUAAGCCUGGCUUGUGACUGUCCCUCUCCUCUGCAAAGCUUUAUGAAAAUGUAUGACCUAUAAGUCUGAUCCAUCAAGCUGCUGAAUGCUGAAAGUCUGUAGUCUUCACAGGAGUGCUCAGCACUUUGCACGAUCAGCUCGUGUGCAUUUAUUCAGUUAUUGGACAAGGGCUAGCCUCUGAUACCACUGCACAUGCUGAACAGGCACUGAAAUCAAAGUGAUUAUUUGUAGAGUUAGGCUUUCUGAUGAAAGCAGCAAGAAAUGAGUCUAUUGAUCUCUCUAAACUGUAAUGACUCUAGAAACCUUGUUGCAAUAGACUGGUUUAUGUCAAUUUGAAGAAUUGAUUUGCUCUUUAGGUAAACACAUAUACAUAUCUGUAUCUAAUGGUAUUUUCUUAUGAUCUGAUAAAUGACAGCACUUGUAAAAAUACUGAAGGGGAGGUUCAAAUGAUACAAAACCUCACAUUGCAAUAUUGCAUGCAACUACAUUAAAAAUAACCACAAUGAAAUAUUAACACAAAGCAUGCAGUAACACUACCUGAGUUUAUGCUUACAGAAUGCAUGCAGAAGGCCCACACAUAGGGUAUUUUUAAACUAUUGAUUGGUAUCUUAUGUGGGAUAUUUUAAAAGUACUUUGCAUCUGCCAAACUCAAAACUGAGUUGUUAUUUGGAACAUGUUUGACCAAACGCAGAGCCCUUUUUAAAUUCUAUCCUUAGAAAUCACUUUGUGUUGUGGAUUUCAUAUUUGCUUCAAGUGUUUAAUUAAUGAUGGACAUCUGUAGUAACAGCUUUUGCAGACAUGUUUCAGUAUCCUCUUAAAAAGCUAAAUGUGCGCAGCUUUCACAGUGAUGCUAGGUGUUUGGAUUUUCACAUUUUCUUCUCUAGUCUAAACCAGAUAGCACCAGAGAAAAAGAUUCCCAAAACCAGUGAAAUAACUAUUGUCUCAGUCUACACUUUUUUACCAUUGGCCAAGCUUUUCAAACUUGCCCACUAGCUCUGAAGGCAGCUCAGUGUCUGACUGUCCUAUUUGAAAUAUGGAGAUGUAAAACUUCACAGGAUCCGAGUAUCUGCUGCAUCCACUGAUUUCAGCUGCAGACACUUAACUCAGCUGAAAGCACAUAACAUCAAGUUAAGCAUGAAGAGCUAAUGAGCCAAUUUAGAAAACUUGGGCCUGUCUCAGAUGAAAAGGAGGACCCUGCCAACACCAGCAGAUCAGCCAGGUGAUCCUGUGAACAUCCAUAGGGCACACGUCUCCAUAACACAAAAGCCACCAUGACAGAAAUAGUAACCAAUGUCAUUACUGGCAGCCACAGAGGCAAAGCCUGAGGCCUAAAUCAUUGCCAGUGAGAACUGGAAUGAAACAUAAAUUGGUUGUAGAUCUCUUUUGCCUAAACGUGCAUCUGCAAAAUGAGACAUCUUAGUUGCCUUGCAUGAAUAACCUGCACAAUUGAAAAACUGAGAUUUCUGGUCACCAGUGUUGUCAGCUUAGCAGUCUGUACAGUGAAUUUAUGUAAUAAAUGUUUAUAAAAUACCAAGUAUUCACAGAUACAAGUGAUGAUAGACAAAAUGCAGUGCACGU
Molecule: messenger RNA, 7887 nt
Organism: Grus americana (Whooping crane)
Lineage: Eukaryota; Metazoa; Chordata; Aves; Gruiformes; Gruidae
Gene: PEX5L
Product: peroxisomal biogenesis factor 5 like
Exons: 14
Coding region: 505-2331 (608 amino acids)
Biological process (GO): protein import into peroxisome matrix, docking
Cellular component (GO): peroxisomal membrane; cytosol
Molecular function (GO): protein binding
Source: RefSeq, a predicted model, not a curated record